This is a messenger RNA of Beta vulgaris subsp. vulgaris (sugar beet), 2228 nucleotides long. RefSeq names its product T-complex protein 1 subunit gamma. Gene Ontology annotation, molecular function: ATP-dependent protein folding chaperone; ATP hydrolysis activity; ATP binding. Lineage: Eukaryota; Viridiplantae; Streptophyta; Magnoliopsida; Caryophyllales; Amaranthaceae. Gene Ontology annotation, biological process: protein folding. The record is from RefSeq and is a predicted model, not a curated record. The coding region runs from base 155 to 1825 and encodes 556 amino acids. The transcript has 13 exons. Gene Ontology annotation, cellular component: chaperonin-containing T-complex.
UUUUCACCGGAAGUUUAAACAAAGUUCCAGGGUUUUCAUUCUCACUAGACACUCACUAUAGUUUCGUAGUCUCUUCCCUCCCAAAACCCUCUGUUUCUUCUUCCUCUUUGCAUCUUUCUCUCUCUUCGAAACUACACAUCACUAUUCUCCAAUCAUGCACGCUCCAGUCCUCGUUCUCAAUGAUUCUACAAAACGUGAAUCUGGGAGCAAGGUCCAUCAUGCUAACAUCCGUGCCGCAAAGGCUGUUGCUGAAGUAAUUCGAACAACACUUGGUCCACGCUCAAUGUUAAAGAUGCUCCUUGAUGCUGCUGGAGGCAUAGUCGUGACGAAUGAUGGUAAUGCCAUUUUGCGUGAAUUAGAUCUUGCACAUCCAGCUGCUAAGUCAAUGAUCGAGCUUAGCAGGACACAAGAUGAAGAGGUUGGAGAUGGAACGACCUCUGUUAUUGUUCUUGCUGGAGAGAUGCUCCAUGUGGCUGAAGAAUUUAUCGAUAAGAGCUAUCAUCCUACUGUUAUUUGCCGAGCGUAUUCGAAAGCUCUGGAAGAUGCACUUGCUGUUCUUGACAAGAUUGCAAUGUCCAUUGAUGUGGAGGAUCGUGCUACUAUGUUGGGCUUGGUCAAGAGCUGUAUUGGAACCAAGUUUACCAGUCAGUUUGGUGAUCUGAUUGCCGAUUUAGCUAUUGAUGCCACUGCAAUGGUUGGUGUGGACCUUGGUCAAGGGCUGCGAGAGGUGGACAUUAAGAAGUACAUUAAAGUUGAGAAGGUACCUGGUGGUCAGUUAGAAGAUUCUCAGGUGCUUAAAGGGGUAAUGAUCAAUAAGGACGUGGUUGCCCCUGGAAAGAUGAGGCGGAAGAUCAUCAACCCGCGCAUUAUGCUACUUGAUUGUCCUCUUGAAUACAAAAAAGGUGAAAAUCAAACAAAUGCUGAGAUACUGAAAGAUGAAGACUGGGAAGUCUUGCUACGAAUGGAGGAAGAGUUCAUUGAGAAUAUGUGCGCACAGAUACUGAAAUUUAAGCCCGAUUUAGUGAUCACUGAAAAAGGACUAAGUGACUUGGCAUGCCAUUAUUUGAGCAAGGCUGGUGUUACUGCAAUUCGGAGGGUGAGGAAGACGGAUAAUAACAGAAUCGCCAAGGCAUGUGGGGCUGUCAUUGUAAAUAGGCCAGAUGAACUCCAGGAAUCAGAUGUAGGUACUGGUGCUGGGUUGUUUGAGGUCAAGAAAAUCGGUGAUGAGUUUUUUGCAUUUAUUGUUGAUUGCAAAGAGCCAAAAGCAUGUACUGUGCUAUUAAGAGGCGCUAGCAAGGAUCUCUUAAACGAGGUGGAAAGAAAUCUUCAGGAUGCAAUGUGUGUGGCAAGAAAUAUUAUCAAAAGUCCAAAACUUGUUCCUGGAGGGGGAGGUACAGAACUGACUGUAUCAGCAACGUUGAAGCAAAAGAGCUCAUCUAUUGAAGGCAUAGAAAAGUGGCCAUAUGAAGCAGCUGCUUUAGCCUUUGAGGCUAUUCCGCGGACAUUGGCCCAGAACUGUGGUGUAAAUGUUAUUAGGACUAUGACUGCCUUGCGUGGAAAGCAUGCAAAUGGUGAAAAUGCUUGGACCGGCAUAGAUGGUAACACUGGUGAAAUUGCAGAUAUGAAAGAAAAGAAGAUUUGGGACUCAUACGCAGUAAAGGCUCAGACUUUUAAGACUGCAAUAGAAGCAGCUUGCAUGCUUCUAAGGAUAGAUGAUAUUGUAAGUGGCAUAAAAAAGAAGCAGGCUCCUGGAGCACAAGCUCCCUCAAAACCUUCGGUUGAGCAGGCCGAUGAUGCUGAUAAUGAACAAAUGAUUCCGGAGUGAUAAAUUUGGGAGCCUAUUGCCUAACAAAUCAUCAGUUUUAUCAUCACUUUGCAUCUUGAAUCAUGUCAACCUGAGUAUGGGCUUUCCGAAGCAUAUAAUUUUGGUACAACACUCUCUGGAAGAUUUCUUUAACCUUGCAGUGUUGACUUGUCCCCCCCCCCCCUCCCCCCAAGUUUUACUUCCAUUUUUUUCUUCCGUUUUGCGUGGGUACUCUCUUAUCUUCGACGUGUAACUUAGCGGUAGUAGUUCUUUUUUUAACUACUGUAAUUUUUGUAGUGGUUUUUGUUUUCAGAAUCGGUCUCUCCAAAUCUUUUGUAGAUGAGGUCUCAUAUAUGGCUAUCAUAUUUAUAUCUGUAUGCUUACUGGACGAGGUUUUUAGAAGUAGUAGGAUGGAUUUUUAUGA